Molecule: messenger RNA, 3403 nt
Organism: Linum trigynum
Lineage: Eukaryota; Viridiplantae; Streptophyta; Magnoliopsida; Malpighiales; Linaceae
Source: the annotation of a GenBank genome assembly
GUCCGCCCGCAGACUCUCCCCCCCUUCCUUCGCAGCCGCCCUUCACUCACGAACCCUUCCUUCGCACGAACACUUCCUUCACAGCCGCCGAAGACCCGCCGACGACCAGCAACGCCGCCGCCCUUCCAUCUCUCUGCAACGCCGCCGCCGCCCUUCCUCUGCUCGCCAUUGUCGUCGUCGCCGGGAGAAGGUGAGUCGCCCUGUCUGAUGGAUCUUUCCUUUUUUUUUUCUUUUCGUGAAUGUAAAUGGGGCGGGUGGAAAACCUGCUGCCGGCGGGCAAAAGACAGGUCGGCGACCUGUCUUUUGCCCGCCGGCAGCAGGUUUUCCACCCGCCCCAAGCCGUCAUGAGCAGCUUCUUCCCACGCCCGGAUGUGAGGUGAGGCGGGCAGGGUAUCCGCCUGCAUCGGGCGGUGGCUGGGUCGCCAACCCGCCCCCGACCCGGUCCAGUCGGGUAUCCGACCCGCCCGGCCCGGUUCGGUCUGGUUUUCCAACCGGUCUGGUUCUGUUCUGCCUAUUUUUUUAAUUUAAAUGCAUAGGUUUAUGAAUUGUUGAUUUUAUUAAUAAUAAUUGUGAAUGAUUAUUUAUGCGACAUACAUUAGAAUGUGAAUUUUGAUAAACUUGAUUUGAAUUGUUAAUUAUAAUUAGCUGAUGUUUUGUUAUUUUGACAAUAUAAGUAGUAUUCAAUUGAUAAAGUUUAUGAUUGUUAAUGAUUAUUAGGAAUAGUUAAAAAGUUUAGGAUGAUUAAUAAUAAUUCUGAAAAAAUUUAUUUUCUUGAUAGUUGGUAAAAAUGAACGAAAGAAAGGGAAAGUCGAGGGUUGUUGGACGCAAUGUUACUGGAUCUGAGCGGAGAAAACGUCAGGAGGAGAAGGAUAGAGCUCUUGAGCUGGAGCGUCAGGAGAAGCUUGCUCGUCAAGCUGUAGUUGAUCCUGCCCACUCUAGCCAUGAUUCUCGACAGAUGCGAGUCAUCAACACAUAUGAUGACUUGGUAGAGGAUGCCACGAGCAGUGAUGAUGAGUGUGAUGAGGGUGAUGAGGAGGGUGAGGAGGAGGGUGACUUGUUGCCGUUUCCUGAUGCUUUUUACCAGGGCCAUCCUGUAGGUUCGAGCGAUCACGUGUCUACUGGCUCGACACAUGUUAGUACUCGGGUUGGGCCGCUACGUGGUAAGGAUGGGCGUUUUGCUUCAUCAUCUAGUGGGAGCGUCUCUUCACGGAAGAAGUUGGUGGAUCAGACAUGGCUGCUUACAGGAGCAGGUCCUGGGGGUCCGAGUGACCACAGUUUGAUCCCUAGUUUCGGUGGUCACAUAAGCCAUCGUUUGUGGACUUUGGGUUUGGAUUUUCGAGUGAUGUCUGAGUAUCAGUUCUACACUCGGCAGGGUGGAGUGGAUCGACUGAGGUUGUACAAGUUCUCGACUCCACGUGUAGAGAACUUGGUUAGGGCAUCUAAUUUGUACCACUUGAGUAGUUGCAUGAUGCAUAGUGUGGAUUACCCUCUCUUGGAGGCGUUUAUUGAGAGGUGGCAGCCGGAUACCAACACGUUUCACAUGCCGUUCGGGGAGAUGACCAUCACUCUUCACGAUGUUUCAUUCCUGCUCCAGAUUCCAGUGGAUGGAGAGUUACUUGCUGCACCAGCUAAGGGUGAUCCGUCGUUCGUGAGUGGGAUUGUUGAUCUUCUUGGGAUUCCAGAUAAGAAUGCAGUGGCAGCGCGUGGCAUCCGUUGGUAUGACGGUGGUGGGAUGUUGGUAGAUGAGGCCAUGACACGUCUACAUGCUAGGGAGGAUGGGGAUGCUGAGGCACGAUGCUAUUUGAUGUGUUUGAUAGGGUCCACGCUUUUUGUGGAUAAGAGUUCUGAUCGUGUUCGUGGAUGGUUGUACUCUUACUUCAGAGAUUUGCAGAUGGUUAGUAAGUAUGCAUGGGGUGCUGGUGCGCUUGCCUGGAUGUAUAGACAGCUUGGGAGAUCUAGUCGAGCAGGAUCUAAAGGAUUUUCUGGGUGCUUGACCUUGUUACAGGCUUGGAUCUAUGAGUAUUUUCUGGGUGCUUGACCUUGAUGUCCGGAUGUUGGAUGUUGGAUGUUUCAUAUUUGAGGUUUGGAUGUUAGAUCUUUGAUAUUUGUGUUUUUUAGUAAAUUUGCACAUGUUACUUGAUUCAUUUAACCUAAAAUAAAUCAAAGCACACAGUAAAAUAAUAAUAAUAAUAAAACACAAUCUAAGGAAACAACACUUAUCCACUCACUUCUGAGGUAGUCCAUCAACUUUUCGUUUUUACCCCAAUGACCAUUUUGCAAGUCUCGCCAACACCGUUGGAACCCUGCCUCGGUAUUGGCAUUCAAGACUCUCCCCCAUGGACCUUCUAUAAACCACUCGGCAGAAUCACGACUGAUCCUAAAAGACAACAUUUUAGCUUCAAUGUUCCUCUUCAUGUGCCACACACAUAGUAAAUGAGCUGAAGAUGGAAAGAUCUGUCGCAAUGAGACACCCAAACCUCCCUCCUUAUCGGUAACAAACGCAUCCGGUGUUCAAUCACCAAGCAGAUGCUUCAAUUGCAUCAAAACCCAAGCAUAUGUCUCCUUCGUCUCAUCCGACACCAAUGCAAACCCAAUAUUGAAGUUCUUCUUCACCGGACUAACACCAAUCAACUGAACUAGUGGCUGCUUAUACUUGUUAGUCUUGUAAGUUGAGUCUAUCAAAAUGACGAAAUACCAUGCACUCAACAUCCGAAUAGACUCUGGAUGGCAAAGGAAGAGUCUAGAAACACGACGCUCAUCAUCAAACUCGCACUGAACAAAGUAAUCGAGACGUUGAGCUUCUAUCAAUGUCCACCGCAUAGGUUUCAUGCCACCCAAUCUCUCACGCCUAAUCUUUUCUGUCUCGUUAUAAAUCUGCUUCAUAUGGUGAUGAGCAUCGUACUUCCUAUUCAAAAAACUCCGAAUAUCUCUUGCCUGAGUAUGUGUUGCCUCCAACUCCUUAAUAUCUAUUCUUCUCUCUUUCGAAAGAGAAUUCCUUUGCCUACUUCCUUCAGAAUAAACCUCAAAUUUGUGAUUGUGAAAUCCUCUCGACUUACCCGGAUUAUCUUUGUCCUUAACACCAAAAAUUCUCCACUCACACUUGCCAUCUACCAAUGAACAACGCACUACCACGCGGAAACGACAAUCAGACUUACUUGUUUUAGAUUUGCUCCGUGUUGUUUUUGCCAAAUCAGGAGUAUAUGACUUGUUCCUAUAGCCAUGGCUGCAAUCCAUAUAGUACCGCGGAUAUUUUUCUGAUGAGUGAUUUUGCUUGACUGAUCCCACAAUCAAGGAAAACCUAUUUCUCAUGGCAAUCUCCCUUGCAGCCGCACAAGCAUCAUCAUGGGUAUCAUAAACAACAUCGUUUAUGAAAAAUGAUGUGUAAUCAACAUUGUCACCCUUA